Messenger RNA from Olea europaea var. sylvestris, 525 nucleotides. RefSeq names its product omega-3 fatty acid desaturase, endoplasmic reticulum-like. The transcript has 4 exons. The coding region runs from base 1 to 525 and encodes 174 amino acids. The record is from RefSeq and is a predicted model, not a curated record. Gene Ontology annotation, molecular function: oxidoreductase activity. NCBI's taxonomy places the organism in Eukaryota, Viridiplantae, Streptophyta, Magnoliopsida, Lamiales, Oleaceae.
AUGGAUCCAUCAUGCAUGGCCGCCCCCUCAUCGUGUGAUGGAUUUGACACUAGUGAUGGAUUUGACACUAGUUUUGGUGAGACUGCCCGAUAUAACAAAAUUUUACUUUCACUGUCAACACAAGUAACGGCUAUGAAAAGAACGGAGUUGUCUAUGAUUGGUGUCUUUGUUGAUUACAGUGGCCAUGGGAGCUUCUCUGAGAAUCCCAAUCUCAAUAAUAUCGUGGGGCACACUUGCAUUCUUCCACUCUUGAUAAUAAGCCACAGGACUCACCAUCAAAAUCAUGGACAUGUUGAAAACGACGAAUCAUGGGUACCAUUGUCAGAGAAGGUCUACAAGAAUCUGGAUUUGUCAAUCAAAUUCCUCAGAUACAAAGUCCCUUUUCCCCUGUUUGCAUAUCCCCUGUAUCUGUGGUCUAGGAAUCCAGGGAAGAAAGGUUCACACUUCAAUCCUUACAGUGAUUUGUUCAAAAGUAGUGAGAGUUCCAACAACACCACCCCAGUGGAUAUUGGUGAGACAUGCUAG